This is a messenger RNA of Mesitornis unicolor (brown roatelo), 1952 nucleotides long. It is a transcript of the gene TYR, whose product is annotated as tyrosinase. The record is from RefSeq and is a predicted model, not a curated record. Bases 79 to 1692 code for a protein of 537 amino acids. Lineage: Eukaryota; Metazoa; Chordata; Aves; Mesitornithiformes; Mesitornithidae. Gene Ontology annotation, molecular function: tyrosinase activity. Gene Ontology annotation, biological process: melanin biosynthetic process; pigmentation. The transcript is spliced from 5 exons.
GGAGGGAAAGAAUUUCUUUCCCACUCGGGACUUCAGAGGGGCCAGAGAGAGCGCUCCAUGCAGUGAGGUGUGACACCGAUGCUCUCCUGCUGCUCCAUGAGGAUGUCACUCUUUGCCAUGGGUUUUUUGCUCGUCAUCCUCCAGCCGUGCACUGGGCAGUUUCCCAGAGCCUGUGCGAACACACAGAGCUUGCUGAGGAAGGAGUGCUGUCCCCCCUGGGAUGGAGAUGGGUCCCCUUGCGGGGAGCUUUCCGGCAGAGGGUCCUGCCAGAACAUUCUUCUUUCCCAGGCUCCGCUGGGACCACAGUUCCCUUUCUCAGGGGUGGACGACAGAGAGGACUGGCCCUCAGCAUUUUACAACCGGACGUGUAGAUGUGCAGGCAACUUCAUGGGAUUCAACUGCGGGGAGUGCAAGUUUGGUUUCUCAGGACACAACUGCACUGAGAGGCGACUGAGAACGAGAAGAAACAUCUUCAAGCUCACCACCAGUGAGAAGGACAAGUUUCUCGCCUACCUUAACUUGGCAAAGAACACCCUUAGCCAGGAGUAUGUAAUUGCUACUGGCACGUACACUCAGAUGAACAACGGCUCCAGACCUAUGUUCAGAAACAUCAACGUGUACGACCUCUUUGUGUGGAUGCAUUAUUAUGCCUCUCGAGACACAUUCUUAGGUGGGUCAAACAUAUGGCGGGACAUUGAUUUUGCCCACGAAGCCCCUGGUUUUCUGCCUUGGCACCGGGUCUUUCUGCUGAUGUGGGAACAGGAGAUGCAGAAGUUAACAGGUGACGAGAACUUCACCGUCCCCUACUGGGACUGGCGAGACGCAAAGGACUGCGCAGUCUGCACUGAUGAAUACAUGGGGGGCAGACAUCCCAACAACCCUAAUUUACUCAGCCCAGCAUCAUUUUUCUCCUCGUGGCAGGUAAUUUGUACUCGGCUUGAGGAGUACAACAGCCGGCAGGUUUUAUGUGAUGCCGCAAGUGAGGGACCUAUACUGCGAAAUCCUGGGAAUAAUGAUAAAUCAAGGACCCCAAGGCUCCCAUCUUCGGCUGAAGUUGAAUUUUGCCUGUCACUGACACACUAUGAAUCUGGAUCCAUGGAUAAAAUGGCCAAUUACAGUUUCCGAAACACUUUAGAAGGCUUUGCUGAUCCACAGACGGCAAUAGCAAACACAUCUCAAAGUGGUUUGCAUAAUGCACUUCACAUCUACAUGAAUGGCUCCAUGUCCCAAGUACAAGGCUCUGCAAAUGAUCCUGUCUUUUUACUCCACCACGCAUUUGUUGACAGCAUUUUUGAGCGAUGGCUAAGAAAACACAGGCCCAUGCUAGAAGUUUACCCAGCAGCCAAUGCACCCAUUGGACACAAUCGAGAAAAUUACAUGGUCCCAUUUAUCCCCCUUUACAGAAAUGGAGAAUUUUUUAAACCCUCAAGAGAGCUGGGGUAUGACUAUGAGUAUCUACAAGAACCAGCACUUGGAUCUUUCCAGGAGUUUUUAUCGCCCUACCUUGAGCAAGCCCGUCAGAUCUGGCCUUGGUUGUUUGGAGCAGCCGUGAUAGGAGGCAUCAUCACUGCUGUGCUCGCAGGGCUCAUUCUGGCCUGCCGGAAGAAAAGAAGAGGAGCUGCUUCAGAGAUACAACCCUUGCUCGUAGAAAGUGAAGAUUACAACAAUAUAACUUACCAGUCCAAUUUCUAGAGGCCUCCAGUAACUCAGUGCUGUUACCAAGGUGCUAAUCAGGCAUGCAGUGUUUGAUUCGUGUUUACAAAUACCUUGUGGAAGUGCCCUGCAUAAAUGAGAUGGGCAGUCUUGUUCCUCAAGCCUAUUGUAACCUCCAAUGUUAUAGUAUCUUAUGACAUUUCCUCCUACAAAAGUCUCCCACAUCCAACAUAAGUUACCGUGCCACCCAAAGAACAUCAUGUAUUUCCUAAGCUAGAUUAAAUAAUGCUCCUAUGAAA